GUGUGCGUAUGUUUUUUUUUUUUUACAUUGUACCAAAUGUCCCCACAAUUAAAGUGAACCACCUAUGUAUGUAAUUUUGAUAACAGGGAAGGAACCAAAGGAAACAAAAUGCAAAGUCACCAUGGAGAAAUUGUUUGAUCUGAAUACUAAGAUACUCCAACAAAUUCAAAUGCUGGAACAGAGACAAGCUGUCAUCAUGAAUGACUUGGCCAAAGUUAAGUCUGUUCUCAUGAAGCGGGCAGAAGAAGAUGACCAUGAGGAACUUUUUAAACAACAACAGUGCUCCAGCUUUGAAAUGUUUGAAGCCUUCUGUCAGAGGCUUGAAGAAGACAAAAAUUAUCGAGAGCUUUAUGUACACUAUCUCAUCCAUACUCACGGCAGCUCCAAUAUAGGUGAGAUGGUGAGACAGGCUUUAAAAAGCAUAGCGUCAGACAAUGUUCUCUGUCUGUAUAACAGAACGGGGAAAGAUGGGAAGAAGGUGUUGCCACCUGUGCUCCUGACAUGUUUGAAAAAAUGUGUCAGGUCUUUUCACAAACAAAAUGAAAUAGAGGUGAAGAAGCUAAAAGUAACCACCAGAACAACACCAGACGCGGAAUGUAUUCGCCAAGUAGAAAUUUUUUUGUCCAACGCCAACACCAGGCUGAAAAGGAAACCAAAUAAAGGAAAAAUCUGACUUUUUGUUUGAUUGUUUUGAUUGAUGGAAAUAAAGAAUGUGGGUGUAAAA
Carassius gibelio (silver crucian carp) is the source of this 724-nucleotide messenger RNA. RefSeq lists its product as uncharacterized. NCBI's taxonomy places the organism in Eukaryota, Metazoa, Chordata, Actinopteri, Cypriniformes, Cyprinidae. Bases 65 to 673 code for a protein of 202 amino acids. The record is from RefSeq and is a predicted model, not a curated record. The transcript is spliced from 4 exons.